ACAUGCUUCUAUAAGGUAGAGAAACUGUUUCCGAUAUACCGAAAACAACAAGAAUCUAACACCACCUUAAUGAAAAAAAUUGUGUGGACCAAACACUUCCUACUUUAGCCAUACAUAACUGUUCAAGUUUUCUCAAAGCAGUCCACACAAUGACUGCAAUGGCUACAAUGGCUGCAAUGGCUUCUGCCAUUACUACUUCAACUUCAAGAAUUCAUUAUCCUUUACCUUUGUUAUCAAUGACACAAUCAUUCAGUAGUACUACAACAUGUUCAUUCAUUUCUCCAUUUCAUUCAUCUUCUUCGUUGACUUCAUUGACUUGGAAGAAGGCUAGAGGGAGGGAUAUUGGGUAUAGAAACUGUUCAAGAUUGAAGAUAAGUUGUGCGGGAUUAAUGGAGAUUAAGGAGGAUGAGUUUUCUGAGGUUGUUUUGAAGUCUGAUCUUCCAGUACUUGUGGAGUUUGUAGCUACUUGGUGUGGACCUUGUCGUUUGAUUGGUCCUGCUAUGGAAUCCCUUGCUGAGG
Molecule: messenger RNA, 519 nt
Organism: Capsicum annuum
Lineage: Eukaryota; Viridiplantae; Streptophyta; Magnoliopsida; Solanales; Solanaceae
Product: thioredoxin X, chloroplastic-like
Cellular component (GO): cytoplasm
Molecular function (GO): oxidoreductase activity, acting on a sulfur group of donors, disulfide as acceptor; protein-disulfide reductase activity
Source: RefSeq, a predicted model, not a curated record